AGAUUAAUUGAUACACUACUAAGACAUUUUUUUGAUAUUACUACGAAGCUCACACAAGAUCAAAUUCGAUUUAUAAUUUACUAUGAUUACAAAAAAAAUUUUCACAGAAACAAUGCCUUGAAUCCGUACACAAAAGAGUUUCAAGGCAUUGUUUCUGUGACAAUUUUUUUCGUAAUCAUAGUAAAUCAGGGUGUGGGUCUGGGUCUGGGUAUGAGUGUUGGUCAAGGCAGUCUUCACUUCACAUCCCACACCCUAAUGCAUGAUAAAAAAAAUCAAUAGAAAUAAUAUUUAUUUAUUUAGAAGAUUAUUCACAUUACUUCGUAGACUUUUCUUUCAUUACGGUCCGCUAUCAAUUUCAUAACUUUCUUAUAAUUAAGGAUUUACAAUAAGCGAAUCAAAUCACAACCAAUUUUCAAUAAGAUUUUGCCAAAAAAAAUUCUAUUCACUGGAGAAGUUGACAGUAUGCAGAACUUAGUAGAAAAUGAGAGGAGGCAAAACAGACACGUCCAUUAAAGCCAUUUUUUAUUCAUUUGUCUUCUUUCAUUACAUGACUUUCCUUUGUCCUUAAGUUUCAAUAUAUUUCGAUGCAUUUUAAUUUUAUAGGAAAAAAAGUGAUGUUAAGCGUUUGAAAUAUAUCGAAUUUUGAAAAUUUCUUUUUUUAUAAAGUAGUUAUUUUUUAAUGCAAUUUUUUCUCAUGAGAAUUCACUAAUGACUGUGAUUAAUAUUCUAAGAAUAAAAAGAUUCAUUGAUUAAUUUAAAAAACAGAAUCUGCUUAAAAAUCAACUCUUAAUAUACCAUAGAUAUUUGUUUUCGAAUAAAGUAUUUAAAAAAGCUAAUUUUUAAAUUAAAUAUAAUAUUUUAAGUCAAAAAACAUUUUUUAAAAGCAAUUAGUAUAGAUUUAAGUAAAUCAAGUCGAUAUAUAAGGUAUCAUCUAACGAAGAAGUUAAAUGUAAGUAUAAACUUUUUCUUCUCUUUCGAUUUUAUUGCUGUGUUUAAAUUCAUUCAUGAAUAUAUUAGUUAUAGUAACUAUAAAAUUGGUCAAUCUGAUUAAAUGUUGUCGAUAACGAAGGAUCUAAAUCUUUAAUUGAUUUCUCAGCAUGAUUUUGUAAUGGCAAUUUCCUUCUUAGAAGUACUACUCUACAGUAUGAAUAGUGUAGUUCUAUCUAUCCUCAAUUCAAGAGAGAAAAUGUUUAAUAUUUGAUUGCUUUCAUUUCUUUUACGUUAUGAGAGAAUAAUUUCAAGUUAGGGUGUAAAUGUCACUCUUAAUCUAUGUAAAUUAACAGACGAUGUUCAUGCACUACAUUCGCAACUAUAACGUUGUAAAGUUCUCUCAAGCUUUUAAACUAUGUCACAGUCUGAGACCUGUUCCACACACAUAUAUUCUUUACAACCCAGUCCAAAAUCAAAAAAAUAGAAAAUAAAAUAUCAAUAUAAAAAACAAGCUAAAUCUCAAAUCUACCUCAAUCAAAAUCUUUAUUUAAUUUUUACUUUAUCUUCUGUAAUGUGUAGAACGUUUUCAAAACUUUAUCAAUCCAUAAUAUGAUUGUUUUUAUGAAAGUCUUGUUAGUAAAAUAGUAUUCAUAAGUCAUAUUCAUAAAAGAAAUAUUGUCAACAAUUGUUUUGAAGUAGUUACAACUGACUUUAACAACGAACUUUGACCUUAUGCGAGCUAUAAACAAUAAGAGAUUCAUUCUCAUAGCCAACUAUAACUGUUAUACAAUUUUUUCGAUUAAUUCAUACUAGUGUCGCUUCGUUCGUACUUAUACUACAGAUUCAUGUCUUGUUACUCAAUAUAUCCUCAGAGUUUUAGUUAUAAAAAGCAAGAAUUUGUUGAUAAAACUGCAACACUCUUUUUUCAUGACUCUUGGCAGUGCAAAUUUUCUUCUUACAGUCAGCUGUAAAUACUCUAAAGUAAGUUUUGAUAAUCACGGAUAAAAAUGUCAGCAUAUUAUACUGAGAAGUACGUUAAGUAUUUGACUAGUUAUUAGAGACAAAAGCACUAUGUAUAAUCUAAAAUUUCAUUAGACGAAUUCUGCCUAUACUGAGUGGAUUACAUAUCUUAUAAACAUUUUAAAAAAUCUGAGAAUAUCUCUUUUUUUUUGCUUGAGGUCAUUUUUGAAAUUUCUUUUUGCUUCAAAUUAAUAAAUUUGACUAAAUAAAUAUCUGCUCAUAGAGUAUUUUCAUAACUUCUAGAAUUUCUAGCCAGAAAAAAUGUUAUUUUGUUUUUUUCGUUAUUAGAAAUUAUUUAGAAACAGAAUUCAUUUGAAAAUUAUUUACUAUUAUAUUAUUAUGAUAAUAGUACAUUCGAAUGUCAUUCAGAAAAUCAUAGGAAAACAAACUAAAUAUUUUCAAUUUUGCUGUAACAAAUAUUUUUACGUAUGAUAAUAAUUUCUUUUCGUUGCUAAGAAAACAGAUCUAGAGACAAUUUAGAAUUCGGAAAAAAUCAAAAACAUUUCUUUUGAUAGAACUAUAAGGAGUUUUCAUCAUUUUAAUGAAAGUCUUUUUAGUCUAAUGAAACUACUCAAUGUAUAAACACGAUAUUGCAUCACAAGUAUCAAACAUGCCUGAUAAAUGAUAGUUUAUGUUUUAUUGAAAAAAGGUUAUACAAUUAAAAGAGCAGUUCAGACAGAAAUCCUAACUAAUGUAUUAUAGAGAUCAUUUUUCAACCUGUAUUAUUAAAAACUAAAGUGCACACGACUUUAAGUAUCUCGAUAUUUCAUUCCAUCAUUUUUUUUCUUCUUUCGAACAUUCUAUAUCACAUGAAAAUGUGUUGAAUAUCGCUGAAAGGAUCGUAAGAUUUCCUUUUCAAAUUCUAAUACUAAACUAGAACAUAGAAAUCACCUUAGAAUUUCAUGUUAAGCAGGUUUCUCUUCCUCGACAUCGAAAGCAUUUCCUUACGAAGUGCUUUUUUUAAAGGCUACGUUACACAAAGACUGUUUCAUUUGUAGUACUUUCUCGUGUAUGAGAGAUAAAAAUCUUUUCGACAACGACGAUCCCUUUUCUGUUUCAUUCAUUGUAGUAAUUCCUAAUAUUCCAGCCACUGCCCGAUGGACACUGAUUAGGAUCGAUAUUUGUGUAUAAAGCAGAGAUUGGCAACUUCACUAUAUUCCGCUCUAAUACCACACAGUUCUACUCCUAUAUUCUUAAAUCUCUCUUUAACUUCAACUCCUGAAUAAUUCUUCAGUUUUAGUCCAACUCCUAUUUUACAAAGCUGAAUGUCUUCCAAUGUACUCUUUAAGAAACAAAAGUUUUUGAACAUGAUUAAGUUUACGGAUGAUAUCAAUAACUAGCAAGUUAAUUUAUUCCUUUCUAAGCUUUCGCAUAAAAUCUACAAAUCGGCAACCUGACUUUAUUCCGCUCUUAUCUUCCGAAAUUAACCUUCAAUUCCACUCUAAGUUCGCUCGGCAUCUUGAUCAAUAUCAUCCACCAUUUGCCAAAUUCCACUCCAACACUUUUCUGGAUCCAUUUCAAUUCUACUCUAACUGUACCCUUCAAUUGUUCGAUUCCACUUCGAUUCCACUCCAGAUCUAUAUUAAUUUCACCGCAACUCUGAUGUGUUCUCAGAAUAUAUAUGACACUUUAGCUCAGUUGAAGUUUCUCAGGAGAAGAAGUACCACAUAAUGAUUAAAGCAAGAUCCUGAUAGGAUAUCCUCAUCAUUUUCAGAAUUUCAGAGUUUCAUAGAAUAUCUUACUUACAAGGAAACCUUCCAAGGUGCCAGAGCGCUUUUUCAGUCGAGGUUUCGUGUAUCUUGUAGCCCUUAGUGAACUGUGUCUAUGGCUAAAAAAGUUCGGAUUUCUGGCGUGUUUCUGAGGAGAAAAAAUGUUUUUUCUAUUAUAUCUAUAAGGGUAAUCUUAUCAGGAAACAGUGUUAACUCUAUGUUCUCAAGGUUUUUUGAGCUCAGACUUUCACAUUAUCUUCCACAUGAGUACAACUAUAUGUGAGAAAAAUCUCAGCUCAUUUGAACUUAUAUUCGUUGACAUAGUACUUUUUCCUGAUAAGAUUACCCUUAUAGAUAUAAUAGUAAAAACGUUUUAUCUACUCAGAAACAACCGAGAAACCCGAACUUUUUUAACCAUAGACACAGCUCAUUAAGGGCUACAAGAUACACGAAACCCCAACUGAAAAGCGUUCUAGCACCUGGGAAGGUUCCCUUGUUAGUCGCUAAGAUUCUCUUCUAUGAUCCUCAUACAAUGGUUUCAAGGUCAUUUUCACACAAGCUUACUAACAGCUUUGCAGGCCACUUUCUGGCUACCCCAUUACCACCACCCCUUCCAAAGCCCAUAAAAUCCAUAGAUCCCAAUGUUUUUCAUUAGAGAGCUUCGUUAGGAUUAACAUCUAUCUUUUCAGCAUUUCAACACCAGAAGGUAUCAGAUUACAUAGAUCCGCGUGGAAUCCUCUCAACUUUGCUCAGUUUCGUAUGCAUCCAAGCAUUCUGAUCAUCUCUCUAAGACCCUAUCAGAGUCGUUCUUCGAACACCUCCACAUAAUUUGCCAAAAUUAAGGUUUUCUAAAAAAUUAAGGGAUUAGGUUUUACAUUUUUUGUUUAAUGAUUCGAUAUUCUUCUUACAAGAUGCAGAUGAAAUCUUCUCUGACGUUCACAUAAAGUAAUCAUUCUGCAAAAAAAUUCUGAAUUCUCUUAAUUUCGAAUAAAAUCCUCAGAUCCCAAUGUCUUUCUCGGAAAAAUCUCCUUACAACAAUCUUCAGGUGUAGUUUUUUGGGUCAAAAAGAUCUUGGAAAAAACUAAAAGUGACGUAGAUGUAAGAAUCAUUAGGAAAGCCUUCUUUUCUCAUGGGAAACUAGGAAAAGACUUCUGAAUUUUUAUCUGCGGAAAGAACAGUCACGAAAGUUUUACCAAAUUCUCUUCGAAGAAGAUGAAUAUCUCCUUCAUAGCUCUUUUCCCCACGAGAGAGAGAAGAUUCCGUUAACAACGACGAUUUCUUUUCUUUUUCGUUUAUUGUAGUAAUUCCUAAUAUUACAGUUGAUGCCCAAUGGAAACAGAAUGGAGUGACUGUUGCUGGUGGUCAUGGAGAAGGCAGUGCUACCAAUCAACUCGGCGGGCCUUAUGGUCUCUUCGUUGAUGAUGAUCAAACUAUGGUCAUCGCUGACCACUCCAAUCAUCGUAUCAUCCAAUGGAAGAUGGAUGACACGAAUGGACGAGUAGUAGCUGGUGGCAAUGGUAAAGGAAAUCGAUUGGAUCAAUUGGAUCGACCAACUGAUGUGUUGAUCGACAAAGAGACGGAUAGUCUCAUUAUUUGUGACCGGAACAAUCGACGAGUUGUACGAUGGUCUCGUCGUAGUGGCACAACUCAAGGAGAAAUCCUCAUCGACAACAUCGAUUGUUGGGGAUUGGCCAUGGAUGAUCAGAGAUAUCUGUACAUCUCUGACAACGUCAGAGGUGAAGUAAGACGAUAUCAAAUAGGAGACAAGAAUGGAACUCUUGUGGCUGGUGGCAAUGGCCAAGGUGCUGGUCUCAAUCAACUCAACUGGCCGACCUUCGUCUUUAUCGAUCAACAGCAGACUGUCUAUGUGUCAGACAACAACAAUCAUCGUGUAAUGGAAUGGAAUAAAGGUGCAAAAGAAGGAAUUGUCGUCGCUGGAGGUCAAGGUCAAGGAAAUGCUCUGGCACAAUUGUCGGAUCCUCGAGGACUAUUCGUCGAUACAUUGGGUACCAUCUAUGUGGCAGAUUCGUAUAAUCAUCGAGUGAUGCGUUGGCCUAAAGGAGCGAAACAGGGCACUGUCAUUGUGGGUGGAAAUGGUUACGGAGGAGGAGCAAACCAGCUCAAGUCUCCUCAGGGUUUGUCCUUCGAUCGACAUGGCAAUCUCUAUGUCGGCGAUUGGGGGAAUCAUCGUGUUCAACGCUUUUCAAUCGAAUAG
Messenger RNA from Rotaria sordida, 5874 nucleotides. The record is from the annotation of a GenBank genome assembly. Lineage: Eukaryota; Metazoa; Rotifera; Eurotatoria; Philodinida; Philodinidae.